GCACGCUGUUUUCAAACUCACAAUCUCUCUUCGGCCUUACGUUUGUGGAAAGCCCAAAAUUAUCUGCUCCAAAUGAAACGUAUUUUGUAUCCAUCGCGUCGCCAGGCGGCUGAUGUCUUCCAUGGAGACCCGUUCAAAAUUCAAUCGUACAACUUUCGCUAUGCGGACAAACCCUUCUAUCCGACCCAGAAUUAUCAAAGGCCUCCGACUGCGGCGCCACUUGUAAGAAAGCCCUCCUUCCAGACCUUCUACUAUAAUCCCAGGUUCAGCCAGGAUCCCGAGUAUAUCCCCGCCACAAGGCGGGAAAACCGGAGACGUCCAUUACUGCGGGAUGCUAAGACUCCUGUGCCUGUGGCUCCGCAGACGAGACGUUCGCCUACUGCCACGGAUUCCCCGCUCCUGAGGACCUGCUGUCAAAGCGGCGAGUACAAAGCCAUGAGACGGGGUCGCAGCACAAUGACCCUGGAUAGGAGUAGCCUCCAUGUCCCGCGAUCCACUGGUGGUGCCUCCACCACCACCUUCUCCAGUGACUCCGAUAAUCAGCUGCAGAAAAUCAGCAUAAACAUCCGCACUGUGGAUCCACAGUCCGAAGUGGACAACAAUGUGAGUAUCAAGAUCGAGGCGGAUGCCUAUCUGCUGAACAACACGGACAAGGUGAUGGCCAGGUCGCCGCAGGAGCAGGAGCGGAUUUCACCCAGGUCCUCGGGUUCCUUUGGCAUCGACAAGCGACUGUCCAAGUUCAAUGUGAGCGAGACCAAGCCAAGGACCAGUCCGGAAUGGGAGUUCCGGCAGCGGGAGAAGGCGCUGGAAGAGGAGCGUCGAAUGGAAAGGGAGCGGGAUCGUCAGCGGUGGGAGGACCAAAGGUUGGAGCGCGAAAGGGAGCUCCAGGAGGAGCGGCAACGUGCCCGUCAGCGGGAGCGAGAUCGUGAGCAGCUCCGCGUGCUGGAGCGCCUGCGGGAUGAGGAGCGACUUCGGGAACUGGAGGUGGAGCGCGAGAGGCAGCGCCUGCGAGAGCUGGAGCGGGAAACCCAGCGGCACAGGGAAUACGAUCGGUUCUGUGCCCUCCAGGAGCAGGCGCGUCGUCAAAGGCUGGAGCAACUGCGUCGGGAGUCCGAAAAUGUCCCACCACCGCCGGUUCCAAUGACCUCACAUUUAUACACCGUCACCUCCGAUGACCGGUUACCCGGAAUGGCCUUUUGUGAUCUAUCCUCCAGAAGGCCAAAGACAUCAACGAGGCAUCUGCCCAGGCCAAAGAUGGAAAGACGGAGAGCUCGGGUUAACCAGGAUACAAGAACUGUUCGAUCCGCUACCCGAUCGCUCACUCCGCCGCCCAUCUUUAGCUCCCGUUCACCUACACCCCCUCUAUUGGCCACCUCCCGCUCAUCUACUCCGAAUAGGAGAGAAAACCACCCCUCUAGCCGCAGUCCCACCCCCAUUCGCAGUCCCACCAUCACAAGAAAUCUGGAUCGCUGCAGUUCGGGGACUUCUAAUGGCAAUGUCCAUGUCACGGUGACCACCAAUGGAGGUCGGCGUUCGUCCAACUCCCGGGUGAGUGAGCCCAAGCAGCUGAAUGCAAGCCAUCCCCUCGUCACCAGUCUGAACAAUAUGCCCAUAAGGAUAACUACGUCAAGAACUUCGGAUAGGGAUCUAGCUUUCAGUUUGAACCAUGUGAGGAUGAGGGGAUCAUCACCAAUGCCAAGAGAACGGAGCAGCUCUCAAGAAGAUCAGGAUGCGUGUCAGUUGAACAUCAACGUUUAUGCGGAGAAACUGCGAUUGAUGCGUAUAUAGGAAGGAAAAGUGGGGGAUUGCAUUAGUGAUUUCUGGGAUAGAUCAUCUCUAGCAUACAGAUUAUCAUCUGCUCCAGAAGUCACUCAUGUAUUCCCU
This is a messenger RNA of Drosophila takahashii, 1884 nucleotides long. RefSeq lists its product as uncharacterized. The record is from RefSeq and is a predicted model, not a curated record. Lineage: Eukaryota; Metazoa; Arthropoda; Insecta; Diptera; Drosophilidae.